Molecule: messenger RNA, 1676 nt
Organism: Capra hircus (goat)
Lineage: Eukaryota; Metazoa; Chordata; Mammalia; Artiodactyla; Bovidae
Gene: DRC10
Product: IQ motif containing D
Exons: 5
Coding region: 212-1549 (445 amino acids)
Molecular function (GO): protein binding
Source: RefSeq, a predicted model, not a curated record
AUCGAAUGGCGAAAAGGAAAGUUAAUCAGACACCGAGUCCCGCCUUCUGAGAUUGAUGGGUAACCUAGCAACGCAGGAACAGCUGUGGUAACCAAGGACAGAAAAACUUAAAGACCACCGAGCAGGGUGGCCAGACAUAAUCAAAGCAGGAGGCCCAGGGAGCCUACCCAAGUCUCAAUCUGUCAGGGUGUGCAGAGGCAAAGCCCAUAAAAUGGCUCUGGACGUCCUAACUGUGGCCCCCCUCUACCAAGGUCUUGAUAUCAACAAAAUAAGGCUGAUAGCCCAGACAACCAAAAAGUCCACCACCCCGCCGAAAGCCCUGAUCCCCGCCAAGACCAAACUCACCACCAUCGAGACCAAGAGGAUCAUGUCCGUCCUGGACGAGACCAUCCACAAGGUGGAGCUGGUGAGCCUGCUGUCCCACGCGGCGUCCGAUUCCAAGACUUCGGAGGGGAUGCUGGGGCCGGACAUCGCGAAGGCAGUGAGGGAGCACGAGGACCUCUGCCAGACCUUCCUGGGCCGAGUCAGUUACCUGCAGGAGGAAGAAAGGAAACUGAAGGAGGCGGAAGAGUUCGAGGAUGAAGCGUGGUUCCGAGAGCGCCUCUUCGCCAUGGACGUGCAGAAAUCCCAGCUCCCGCCGCUGAUGCAGGGGAUCAAAGAAUCCACCAAGAACAUCGUGAGACUCCUGCUCAGUAACCCCCAGGCCGCCAGCCUGCUGCAGGCGGAGACCUUGGGCAGGAGCAAGGAAGCCCAGUGUUUUAUCGAUAGCCUGGUAGAACUCCGAGGUUUCCUGUUUGAGAAGUUACUCACCAGUCCCAUGGAAGCCAGAGACAAGAUCCAGUUCAUCCAGGACAUCACCCGACGGAAUCGGAGGCACCAAGAGAUCAUUGACACCCUGGAAAAUGAACUGGCCGCCUGUGUGAAGAACAGGAAUGCGGAGGUGGAGAAGGAGAACUUUGUGAUCCAAGAGCUGAAAAACCACCUGCACCAGGUGCUCAGGUUCUCGGAGAACAGCCUCCUGCGCACCAAGCAGGAGGCGGAGAAGCAGCAGAAGGCGGACUUCCGGGCCUCGCAGGCCAGGGUGGCUGCGGUCCAGCAGGAGAUCCUGGUGCUGCAGUCGCAGUUCCACAACCUGGUCAUGGAGAACCGGGACACAGAGCAGGCGCUGAGGAAGAAAAAAUAUAAAGUGGAAACAGAAAUUGAGAACUGGAUCCAGAAAUACGAUUCGGAGAUGAGUGAAAAGCAGGACGAGUACGAGGAGCUGGACAUCAUCCACAAAGAGGAGCAGCUCCAGCUGGAGGAGCUGAAGAAGCGGUACGAUGUGCUGGUGGAAGAGUUCUCCCAGAUCCAGGCCGAGCGCGAGAUCUUGGCCAAGAAGAGGCUAGAGGACGAGCAGGAGAUGGUGCGCAUGGUGCGGGCCGCCACUCUCAUCCAGGCCCUGUGGAAGGGCUACCUGGUCCGCUCCAUGCUCAAGUCCAAGAAGAAGAAGCGGGGCAAGGGCAAAGGAGAGAAGGAGAAAGGCAAGGGCAAAAGAAAGGGCAAGAAGUAAGUCCUCCCUUCGCGCUCGCCAUAAUCUAACCUCUCACUCGAGAGCCUGCCUGGGAAGCCCCUGGGAUGGGGAGCCCCAUGGUUUAUGAUUUUAACGCUUUUUCAAAAUUAAAAACCAUUGUCAAGCA